AGAGUCUAACCAAUUUCUCAAAUUAGGCGGUAUGGAUGCCUUUAAGUUGCUGAAGUUGUAUUUAUUAUUUGUUAUUCCUUUUUCUUUAUGCCAAGAAAGAAAGAGUGAUGGGAUAACAUUUCAUUACAAUAAUACGUACAUGUAUGGUGUUACAUACGUUGUAAAUGUUAGUAAAAAUGAUGAGUACAUUAUGGAGUUUGCCGGGGAUCAAGAUGCAUAUGACACUCCAGCGCGUGUGACUGUGGCAAGCGACUUUGCCAAUGGCACCUAUCCGUUAUUCAUUACUGCAAGACAACAAAAAGGGGUGUUCUCAUGGCAGCUGCCGAUGCUGGUGCAGACACCAAUCCAGCUGGAACAGUUUAGCAACAUAUCUCGUACACUUUGCCCACAUAACAACAUAUUUUCACAGGACGAGGACACGUGUGACUUAACAACGCUACCGCCACCUAUCGUACAUCUGACAACAUCGUCACCUGAUCCAAUCAGUGUUACCAUUGUGGUGGAAACUGUUAAAGAUUUCUACAUAAAAUUAAACAAAGAGACAUAUUUAAACAGUACACCAAGUCAACCGAAAUAUUACUUCUAUCCAUUUGAUCAGGAACCAAAUAAGAUAGUAGAUUUAACAACACAAAGUAUUAAAAAAAAGUAUAUGUGUAAUAAAGAAUUGGAUGAUGCAGAGAAGAGAAAACUGGACAGAUAUUUCGUACAGAGUAAUAUGGAACGAAGUUAUGGCUGGUUUUCGAGGCCUAAAAGUGUCAUCGUGAUGAUAGAAUCGGAUGAUGAUAUUUGCGCAGUUAUUUCGAUACAAAAUAUAUCUUGUCCUGUAUUUGAUAACGAGAGAGAUAUAUUGUACGAUGGGUACUAUUUGACUAUGACGAGAAGGGGCGGGAUUACAUUGACGCAAGACACGUUCCCAUUAGGUUUCUACAUAGUGUUCAUAGUGAAGACGUCGGAUGCGGAUUGCACCGCGGUGACUGGCAAUGCCACACUGCCACGCAUGGCACGCAUGCUCGGGUGGCAUGACUCUAACAUCAACGUGACGUCAGCUGACGGCAGACUGAAGCAGUUCAAGUUCAAGAUAAUCCAGACGAUAUCGUACCACGAGUACGUUGUGGCGGCGGUGGCUGCGCUCUGCUUCUUUCUCUCCUUCUACGUAGCCUUCCUCAUCGCUCUCGUCUUCCAGAGGAAGAAAACACCUGACUCCAUAGUCACCAGCCAGAGUGAAGAAGGUAGAAUAGCUACUAUUUUACCCCGCGGCAGUAAAGAACCGUUGGCAAGACGAAGACGAACUGUAAACACGUCUGAAGGCAGCGGUAGCUAUCAUCAGAAUGCGGCCGAAGACGCUCAGCCAAUAAUAACUGACCGUAGCUCCAGUUCAGAUACGGAAUCUGACUUUGAAGACACGGCGACAUUGGAAAAUGGUGAUUAUCACCAGAGUGGUAGAUUAUGUGUGGCAAAUCUUUCUAGAUGUCGCCCGCGUGUACUGUCUGCUCGCUCCAAGAUGUAUUUAUGGAAUGUGCUGACUGUGGCCAUCUUCUACACGCUGCCUGUCGUACAGCUUGUCGUCACUUACCAACGAUUGCUGAACCAGUCCGGAAACCAGGACCUGUGUUACUUCAACUUUUUGUGCGCCCACCCCCUGCUGGUGCUCUCGGACUUCAACCACGUGUACUCCAACCUGGGCUAUGUGCUGCUCGGCGCUCUCUUCCUGCUGCAGGUGUGGCGACGUCACCAGCGGCAUCGCGCUGACACCGCGCGAGAGAAGGAGAUGGGCAUCCCGCAGCACUUCGGGCUGCUGUACGCGAUGGGUGUGGCGCUGGUGAGCGAGGGUCUGCUCUCUGCCGCGUACCAUGUCUGCCCCAACAGCAUGAACUUCCAGUUCGACACGUCGUUCAUGUACGUGACGUCGGUGCUCUGUAUGGUGAAGAUCUACCAGGCGAGACAUCCAGAUAUAAAUGCGCGCGCGCACGCGACAUUCGGUGUGCUCGCACUCAUCAUCUUUAUAGGUCUGGUGGGAGUGUUAAACGCCAACUUCUACUUCUGGGUGGGGUUCACGGUGUUACAUCUCUUCACCUGUCUCGUGAUGACCUUCCAGAUAUACUAUCUCGGCAGGUUCAGGUUUGACUGUGGUGUGUUGUGUCGUGCGGUGCGCGAGGUGGCGCUGCGGCCGCGUGCUGCUGUGACACCGGCGCGCUGCGGUCGCUGUGUGCUGCUGCUUCUCGCUAACUUCGCCAAUUGGGCACUCGCUGCUUACGGCGUGGCUCAGCACAGUCGUGACUUCGCAUCACAUCUGCUUCUUGUGCUUAUGAGCAACCUGUUCCUCUACACGCUCUUCUACAUCGCCAUGAAGUUAUUGCACCGGGAGUCCAUACGUUGGUACAGUUGGGUGUUCAUCGCGCUGACCUACUCGGUGUGGUUUGGAUCUAGUUACUUCUAUCUGGAUCUUAGCACCAACUGGGCAUUGACACCAGCGCAGUCUCGGCAAAGCAACCGCGUGUGCUCGCUGUUGGAGCUGUACGACUCUCACGAUGUGUGGCACUUCCUCUCAGCCACCGCCAUGUUCUUCUCCUUCAACAUGUACCUCACCAUUGACGACAACCUCGCUGACGUUCCCCGUACUGACAUCAUGGUCUUCUAGACAACUCUCGGUCUACUCGACACUGUAUACUGGAAAGACAUGUGGUCUACUAGACAAGUAUAUGGUCUACUAAAUUAUGACAUGGUCUACUAGA
This is a messenger RNA of Papilio machaon (common yellow swallowtail), 2732 nucleotides long. RefSeq names its product SID1 transmembrane family member 1 (gene Wee1). The transcript is spliced from 19 exons. The record is from RefSeq and is a predicted model, not a curated record. Gene Ontology annotation, cellular component: membrane. The coding region runs from base 32 to 2638 and encodes 868 amino acids. Lineage: Eukaryota; Metazoa; Arthropoda; Insecta; Lepidoptera; Papilionidae.